AUGGAUCACAGCGACGACUACCACACGGCCGGCGGUAGCGCGCCGGGGUCAGAGGUCAAGUACUCGGCCACGCCCUUCCUCGCUACCGGCGACCUCUAUAGUUCGCGUACGUCCGAGUACGCAGACGUCGCCACCGUCGCCGUAGGUGGCAGCACCGUUACGCUAGGUGUCAGCACCGUUGCGCAGGAGCUUUCAGCUGCGUCGACCGUGGCGCCACCUCCCCCUGAGACGUCCUCUAUCAGCGCCACCUGGGCACCCAGCCCAGAUAUGACAACUGCUGGCAGCGCCACCUGGGCACCCAGCCCGGAGACGACAUCUGCUGGCAGCGCCACCUGGGUGCAGCUGCACAGCUCCAUGUAUGACAGCGAUGACUACCACACGGCCGGCGGUAGCGCGCCGGGGUCAGAGGUCAAGUACUCGGCCACGCCCUUCCUCGCUACCGGCGACCUCUAUAGUCCGCGUACGUCCGAGUACGCAGACGUCAGCACCGUCGCCGUAGGUGGCAGCACCGUCGCGUCGGAGGUUUUAGGGUUUGAGUCCCGGAGCGACGGACCACAAGAGGGCGCCUCCGUCGUGUUCGAACACGCGCGGGCGAGCGCGUCGGCUGCCAUGGCAACGGUGGAUGUGACAGCAACGGUUGUCAUAGCGCCGACCUCUGUCUUCCCGACCAUGGAGGCAACGACCACGCCCACGACAACCACGCCUGAGCUGCCGAGUGGGAAGAAGCCGGUGCCGACGAAGCCUGGCCUCAACCUGAAACCCUCCAUCAAGCAGCCACUAGAUGAAAUCACGGUCACCGCAGGACAGCUGCUGCGGCUAAAGGUGCCCGGCAGGACGUUUGAAGACUUCGAGGACGGUCCAACUCACAAGCUACGGCUGGAGCUACUGGACAGCACUAAGAAGUUCCUGCCCAAGACCAAGUGGCUGCAGUUUAACCAGCGGAAGCAGGAGAUCUAUGGACUGCCUCUAGACGAUGACGUCGGCUCGGCCGAGUACUUCCUCGCAGCGUACGACUCCGGCGGCAAGGUGGAAUACGACGGAGUUAAGAUCAUCGUGGAGAAGCGCAAUGCGUCGGCGCCCCCUAACCACGAGUUUGCCGUGCGCAUGGCCGUGCUGGGAGCGGACGACGACUACGCCGCGUUCCGUAACAACGUCACGCUGCAGCUGCUCUUCCUAGACAAGCUCGCGAAGGCAUUCGGCGACCCCAACCCCGGCAAGAUACAAGUCGGCUCCGUCAGUAAGGGGUCGGUCGUCGUUGCCUGGAGCAACGCGUCGCUACCCACCAACACCUGCUCCGAGGAUGAAAUCUCUGCGCUCGCCUCCCGCCUGCGCUCCGGCGACGGCGACAUCCCGAACUCGCAGUUCCGCGACGCCAUGUCGCCCGAAUUCGACGUCGAGUCGGUGCCGCCGCCGGCGAAAGUCGGCGCGUGCCGCGGCAACACUACGGAGGCGCCCCCUACGGUGCCUCCGCCCGUCGCCAUCCCGGGCGGCGAGGAGGUGGCGCCGGCAGACGCGGAGCCGACCGCCGCGCCGGAGACGCCCGUGACGGGACGGACGGAGCGUCGCCGUGACGACGUGCUGCUGACGACGGUGCUGCCGGCCGUCGUGAUUGGUGCGAUGCUGCUGCUGGCCGCCAUCGUCGCGUGCCUGCUGUACCGGCGCCGCCGCAAGGGCAAGAUGUCGGACGAGGACGAGGAGACGAUCAACAAGGGCAUCCCCGUCAUCUUCAAGGACGAACUCGGCGACACGGAGGAGCGCGCGAAGCAGCCGUCGGUGAUGCGCGACGAGAAGCCGCCGUUGCCACAGCAACAGCCUCCGCCGGAGUACCCGCGCUCGGCCUCGACGUCCGCCGCCUCGACGCCGGCGUCCGACACCAAGCGCGCAUCGCCCGACACCAUAGAGAGGGCGCCACCGGGCGACGCGGAGUCGCCGCCGUACAACCCGCCGCCGCCGGUCGCCGCCGCCAACAACCACAAGAAGCAGGGACCGAAGCAUACGCCGACGCAUAGGAUGCCGCCGCCGUACGUGCCCCCCUAGGGGGCGCCGGCGGCGGCGCGGGGGGAGAGCGAGCGCGCGUCUCUCAAAGCAUUGGGCACACGUUUUAUAUAUUUUCGUCUAUUCGUAGUGGAGUGUGUGAGGGGAGGGUUUGUGCGUGUGUGCGUGUGUGUGUGUGUGUGUGUGUGCGCGUGCGUGCGUGCGUGCGCUAGCAUGUGUGAGUGUUCCAGCGUGCGUGUGUGUGUGGGUGCGAGUAUAUUUGUGUGGAUGUGGGUGUGCAUGCAUAUGUACAUACCAGUGCAUGCAUGUGCAUGUCUUUUCUAAGCUUUUUCUAGGACGAAGCUACUCAAAAGGGUUACUCAACUUUCCAACUGAGCGAUUCAAUAUCGCGUCUCCCAUUUCACUGGUUCCCUUCCAAUUUUGAACUAUGGAAAUUUUUCUCAAAGGGUCAGUUGAUAUACCCAACUAAUUCUAACUGCAACAUGCCUCAGUAUUAAAAGUCAUACAUAGCUGAUGAGAUCCCCUCUAUGAAUGUCGUGUUUUGUGGCCUAUAAUAUUUUUGUAAAUUUUAUAACAAGUGCCCCAUGGUUUGAGAAUAUAUAUAAAUUAUAUAUAUAUAUAUAUAUAUAUAUAUAUAUAUAUAUAUAUAUAUAUAUAUCUGUAGCGAGUCACAACGUGAGCGGUAUAGAUUUAGCUAGUCUGUAGGUUACUUAUUUAUGAAAAUGACAAACUUGUAUGUUACUCCAUUUUGAGGUGCAGUCUUGGACACUUGCCAGCUGCCAAGCAUCCCACCUCCGCCAUCCCCCAGUGUGCAUGAAAAACACAAGGUAUACAUUUCUAAGCCGCUGUAAAGAUGACUGAAGGUGGAUUAGGAUUGAAAUCUACACGUGAUUGUGUGUUAAUAGUAUAACAAAAGUUAAUAGUUAAAGUGGGGACCAGUUUGUCUCACUGUAAAGUCAUGUUAGAGGAUAGGAUUCGAAGUCGGUAUUGUUCCGUACGCACUUCCGGCACCUGGUCACUUGGAAAUCGUGUCACAUGGCUAAAGAAUCAUUUUUUGACAAUUGCUUGUUGACAUCACGGCAGGGAUGACAUGCCAAAA
This is a messenger RNA of Priapulus caudatus, 3094 nucleotides long. RefSeq names its product dystroglycan-like. Gene Ontology annotation, cellular component: dystroglycan complex; sarcolemma; dystrophin-associated glycoprotein complex. Lineage: Eukaryota; Metazoa; Priapulida; Priapulimorpha; Priapulimorphida; Priapulidae. Gene Ontology annotation, biological process: nerve development; morphogenesis of an epithelium; axon guidance. Bases 1 to 2037 code for a protein of 678 amino acids. The transcript has 8 exons. The record is from RefSeq and is a predicted model, not a curated record. Gene Ontology annotation, molecular function: calcium ion binding; laminin binding.